ACAGACUAAUAAUAUCUGCCUCAAUUUUUAUAUUCAAAAUAUGUCAAAGCAAAUGUCAUUUUGAAGAGGACGAUCAAUUUGAAUUUUGUGUGAAAAUAUUUAAACCGCAUAAAACCAAAAAGACUUAGCUUGUUAAAUUUAAUUUGAGAUAAAAUUAUUCGUGAUCAAUAACCAAUUCCAGUAGCUCUAAAUAUCCCAUCAUUUGAAAAUAAACCAGUUAAACUUGUGCUUAAGGUUUAAACAGUUGCUCAGCAGUUGUGUAUGUCAUAACAAAUAUCUAGACCUACAUCUUACUUUAUCAAACUUGAUUGAUAAUGUUGAGUAGAAAUAACAAGUGCAGCAACUUAAUCAUCAUAAGAUGAUAACAUGAGGAUUCAUUUAAUAUAAUUAUUAUAAUACUUCUCAAUACCAUGUCUCAAAAUCAAAUUUUCUGAAUCAAAUUUUUAGAAAUAAAAUUUUAAAUUCUAACAAUAUUUUCUAUUAUCAAAGCUCUUUUUUUUUCAGACAGUCAAAGUGUCUUUCUUAAUUAUUUUAAGAGAAAAGCCUACUGGCACUUUUGGACACAUAUGGUUUGGCUGUGUUCAUUUGUCAACAAUUUUGAAAUGCAGAGCAUUCUGCAAUAUUUCUGGCGAGUGAAGGAAUUAUUGGGGCUCGAUUUGGAGUACGGAGGAUGGAAUUUUUAUUGGAAGAUUUGACAAUAUGAUACUUGUGUAACAUAUUCCGAAUGAUUUGAUUGUUGGAUGUUUACUGUAUUUUGACAAAUUAUAAUCGACGACAAUUAUUUUUAUCAAUUUGAUCUUCGAGUUUUGGUUUAGAAAAUCAAACACAUAAUACAUUAGAGGUUAACCUCAGAUUCUGUUUAAUUUAUAACUCAGAUAGAUGUAUCGCAUUAGACAUACUCAAAGUAUAAUAUAUUCCAAGAAUACACUAGUCUAACCCAUGUCAAUAUUAUACAAGAAAAGAAAAAUGGACAGCUCGAGAAUUUCUCUACGUACAGGUAACAAAAAUAAAUUAGAGCAACUCUAAACUAACUAGAGAAAAUGACAUUUCUUCUCACACUAUGAGCAACUCAACUGACAGUUUUAGUGACCGCCCAAAACUCUAAACCUAUGUCUAGAGUAGGCAUCAUCUGCAAGCAGCCUUUGAGCAUCCGUUCUCCAAUUGCAAUCUCACUAUGCGACUCUGCUUCGAUUUUUUUCUUUCGAAUGUAACUUCACGGAGACCGAUGUUACGAUCAAGAAUACGCCGUCUGAGCACAUGAGAACAGUGUAAAUUUGGGAUCCGCCCAACUAGACAGACAUUUUAGUCCUAAUUAAGUCCUAAUCAGCCCUUACCUAAACCUAUCGUUGAUAUAUUAUGCUGCCUGCUGUGAGCUGUCGUGAACUGCAAUCUCUGCUGUCUUUGAUUGAUGUAGUUACGCUCCAGUCUUUUGACUUAGCCACCACUGAACACAAGGCAGCACAGUAGGAAAUUAGCAUCGAUCCCACCAACAAAGAAGAAAAUCACUUCCUCACUCCCCGCUAUCCUAAUUAGUGAGAUUAACGUAUGAGAAGAAGAAGGCCGGUGAAUUAAUUAGGCUAAAUAUAAGUUUUAUAACUACAAAGUAGCCCGAAUUCCCUUGCUAUGACUAGCCCAACCAAGACAAUGGGCCCUUGGCCCAGAAAUCAUCCUCCAGCCCAGUUCCAUGAAUCAGAUCUUUUGGGCCCCAACGGUCAUGUUUCCCCCCGCGCCUUGCAUUGAAACAGUAGCAGCGGCACACAAUCGGUUGUUUUCUCAUUUCCAGUCCAUGGCCGAUGGCAAAGGCGCCAAGUCCGUCGCCGUCGCCGCCGAUAGAUUGAAGCGGGAGGAUUGUAAUCGGACAAAGCACGAUCCCGACUUCUCUAAAUGGCAGGUUCUUAUCGGGCCAUCUGAUUGGGCAGACUAUUCAGUCGGGAAGGAAGGAGCUGCGAGAUACAGAGUCCACAAUCUCCCUUCCACUUCUUCCGCCGGAGUUUACGAGCUCGGGAUCUCGGUCCGCCGAUCCGAUUCGGGUCGAGAACUCGGGAAGCAAGAGAUAGUGGUGGUUUACCUCGGGCAAGCUGAAAGUGUCAGGACCCGACUCCAGCGGUACGGGCGAACGGGCGCCCAUUUGGGAAGCAGUUACUCAACCGGUCACUGGGACGAAUUCAAGAUCGACCCUCUUCACAAAAGUGCCGGCUUGUUUGAGGAGAUCUUCUCCAGAGGCCACUCCAUUGUCUUCAGAUGGGCUGCUAUGAAGGACAAAAGGGCUGCUGAGAAGACAGAGUCACAGCUGCUCGAAACAUUCGAUUACGCCUGGAAUCGUGGUGGGAAUGGAGCUCGUAGACCGGGCGACAUUGUCCAGAAACUUGAUAGGAUUGCUUCAGCAACAGCAGCUAGUUCCAGGCUGAGAGACAUUUCCAAGAAGCUAAUGCUGUCUUUAGGCCACCAAGGUGCUGCUGUGGGUAUCAAGAUUGAAGCAAGCAGCAAGCCAGUUUCACCACACAAAUCCGAAACAAAUUCAGGCGAAGACAAUGACAGCAAAAACUUCCUCCACAGGGUCUUCAACUUCAACAAGUCACGGCCCAGACUGGUUUCAGACAUCAAUUGUGGAGCAACAGAAGAGGAGAGCUCUUCUGCUAGUAAUGUCUGUGGGUUCAUUAUGGCUGAUGGCAUUCCCUGCAGAAGCUCACCAGUUGCUGGAAGAAAGAGAUGCGAGCAACACAAAGGGAUGAGAAUCUAUGGUUCGCAUAAUGUGAAAUCAAGUAAAGCAACCGAGAACAAUCGAUCUCCGGGCUGGGAACAUAGCUUAUCUGUUACCAAAUGUGGAGCAACUUUGGUGAAUGGUUCGUUGUGUAGCAGGCGGGUGGGGCAAGGGAAUGGAAAGUGUUGGCAGCACCAGGAGAAGAGGGUUGGUGAUUGUGAUGCUGGUGAAGUUCCCAGGUUGUCUGGCGAGGAGGGUUCAUUGUUGAAGUCUGAGUUGCAGGCUGCGGUGGUCACUUGUGGUGUUCGGUUGCUAGAUGGUUCAGCUUGUAGUAGAGUUCCUGUUGCUGGAAGGAAGAGAUGUUUGCAGCACAAGGGGAUGAGAGUAAAUUGAGUGAUCACCAAGAGUUUGGCGAUGUGCAACGAGGUUGUGUUG
This is a messenger RNA of Linum trigynum, 3136 nucleotides long. The record is from the annotation of a GenBank genome assembly. NCBI's taxonomy places the organism in Eukaryota, Viridiplantae, Streptophyta, Magnoliopsida, Malpighiales, Linaceae.